Messenger RNA from Penicillium chermesinum, 3069 nucleotides. It is a transcript of the gene tif32, whose product is annotated as putative eukaryotic translation initiation factor 3 subunit EifCa. Gene Ontology annotation, cellular component: multi-eIF complex; eukaryotic translation initiation factor 3 complex, eIF3m; eukaryotic translation initiation factor 3 complex, eIF3e. The transcript is spliced from 4 exons. Lineage: Eukaryota; Fungi; Ascomycota; Eurotiomycetes; Eurotiales; Aspergillaceae. Gene Ontology annotation, molecular function: translation initiation factor activity; mRNA binding. Bases 1 to 3069 code for a protein of 1022 amino acids. Gene Ontology annotation, biological process: formation of cytoplasmic translation initiation complex; translation reinitiation. The record is from RefSeq and is a predicted model, not a curated record.
AUGCCGCCUCCACCUCACAUCAAACCUGAGAAUGUCCUGAAGCGGGCCCAGGAACUUAUCGCCGUCGGCCAGGCCCCUGCUGCCUUGACCGUCCUUCACGAACAUGUCACCUCGAAGCGGACCCGUAGCAGCCCGAUCGCUUCCCUCGAACCGGUCAUGCUCCUCUUCGUUGAACUGUGUGUCGACUUGCGCAAGGGAAAGGCUGCCAAAGAUGGCUUGUACCAGUAUAAGAACAUCGCACAGAACACCAACGUCGGUACCAUCGAAGUCGUCCUCAAAAAGUUUAUCGAACUCGCCGAAGAUAAGGUCACCGAGGCCCAGGCCAAGGCCGACGAAAUUCAGUCAACUCUUGAGUCCGCUGCCCCAUCUUCCAACAUCGAUGACCUUGAGGCUAUUGAAACCCCCGAGACUAUUCUUCUCGCCACUGUCUCGGGUGAGCAGUCUCGCGAUCGUACCGACCGCGCCGUCGUCACCCCUUGGCUCAAGUUUUUGUGGGAGACCUACCGCACUGUCCUCGAAAUCCUCAAGAACAACGCCCGCCUUGAGGUGAUGUACCAGUCGACCGCUCUUCAGGCCUUCCAGUUUUGUUUGAAGUACACCCGCAAGACUGAGUUCCGCCGUCUGUGUGAGCUCCUGCGUAACCACGUCCAGAAUGCCGCCAAGUACUCGACCCAAAUGCACGCCAUCAACCUGAGCGAUGCGGAUACUCUGCAGCGUCAUCUCGAUACCCGCUUCCAGCAGCUGAACGUCGCCGUGGAGCUCGAGCUGUGGCAGGAGGCUUUCCGCAGUAUCGAAGAUAUCCACACCUUGCUCAACUUGAGCAAGCGCCCUGCCAAGAACGUGAUGAUGGCUAACUACUACGAGAAGCUCGCCCGUAUCUUCCUGGUCAGCGAGAACUACCUCUUCCACGCCGCUGCCUGGAACCGUUACUACAACCUGCUUCGUCUUUCCACCAUUGCCCUGGCCACUGGUCAGAGCACCAAGAAGGAAAAUCCUUCCGUCACAGAUGCCGAAAUGACUAAGGCUGCUUCGUUUGUGCUGCUGUCUGCUCUUUCCAUCCCCGUCAUUAGCACUACCCGCUCGCGUGGCGCUCUUGUUGACGUUGACGAGGCUCGCAAGAACAAGAACACCCGCCUUACCAACUUGCUUGGUAUGGCCCAACCUCCAUCUCGUUCCGUGCUCUUCCGUGAUGCUUUGAACAAGGGGCUUCUCAAGCGAGUGCGCCCUGAAAUUCGUGAUUUGUACAACAUUCUUGAGGUUGACUUCCACCCUCUCUCUAUCUGCAAGAAGAUCACCCCUAUCCUGAAACAAAUCGGUGCCGAUCCGGAGAUGGAGAAGUACGUUGUGCCCCUGCAACAAGUCAUUCUCACCCGUCUGUUCCAGCAGCUCUCUCAGGUGUACGAGUCCGUUGAGCUGAAGUUCGUGUAUGAGCUUGCCCAAUUCCCCGAUCCUUUCCAGAUCACCCCGGCCAUGAUUGAGAAGUUCAUUAUGAAUGGCUGCAAGAAGGGUGACCUCGCCAUUCGUGUCGAUCACAUUUCUGGCGUCUUGACAUUCGAUUCGGACGUCUUCUCCUCUUCCAAGGCCCAGCACGCUGGUAGCGGCGCUGGCUCUGCUGAGAGCGAGGUCUCUCGUCUUGCCAAAACUCUGCACGUUACUUGCAUGUACGUCGACCCCUCUUACAAUGAGGCCCGUCUCCAGGCCAAGCAGGCUGCCCAGGCUCGCGCCUUGGCUGGGGCCGCUCAGGAGCACGAAGAGACUCUUGCCCGUCGUGUAAUCAUCGAUAAGAAGAAGGAGGCUGCUACUGAUGCCUUGCAGCGCAAGCAGCGUGAGGAAGAGACUCGCAAGCGUAUCCGCACCCAGCAGUUGCAGGAUGCCGAGAAGCAGCGUCUGGCGGAUGAGCAGCGUGAGCGUGAGCUGAAGCGCAUCAAGGACGAGCAGGACCGCAUUCGCCAGGAGGAGCUCAAGAAGCAGCUCGAGGAACUCAAGACUGGUGUCAAGGGUAUCGACAUCAGCGAGAUCGACAUCGAGGACCUGGAUGCCAACCGUCUGCGUGCUAUCAAGCUUGCUCAGCUUGAGAAGGAGAAAAACGAGCUCAACGAUCGCGUUCGCACCACCGCUAAGCGUAUUGACCACUUAGAGCGUGCCUUCCGUCGUGAAGAACUGAAGCACAUUCCCGAGGACUACGAGAGACAGAAGAAGCAUGACAUGGAGCUCUACGAACGCCAGAAGGCAGAAACCCUGAAGGAAGCCAAGCAGAAGCACGCCGAGGCUGUGGCCCUCAAGCACCGUCUUGGUCGUCUUGUCCCUAGUUUCACUGCUUUCCGUAAGGAAGUAUCUGAGAAGCGUCACGAAGAAUUCGAGAAGCGCCGCAAGGCUGCUGAGCGCGAAUUCGAGGCUAAGAAGAAGCAGCGCAUUAAGGAAGUCCAAGAGCGCCGUCGCCGUGAGCGCCAGGAGCGUGAGGAGGAGGAGCGUCGCCAGAAGGAGGAAGCAGAACGCGCUAAGCGUGAAGAGGAGGAACGUAUUGCUCGUGAUGAGGAGCGCCGCCGUAUUCUCGCCGAAGAGAAGGCCAAGCGGGAUGAGGAAAGAAGCAAAUUGGAUGAAGCUGCUGCUCGUCAAAAGCAGCGCGAGGAGGAGGCGGAGGCCCGUCGCGCUGCCCGCAAGAGCGGUGCCCCUGUCCCAGAGCCUACCGAACGCACCGCUCCCCGUCUCAACCUUGCCCGCCCUACCGCUGCCGGCGGUGGUUGGAGAGAGCGCCAAGCUGCCAAGGAGGCUGCUGGCGGUGCUUCAGAACCUGCUCCUCGUCGUGACCUCCCAGUGCGUGAGCCCGUCCGGGAAGAACCUCCCCGCCGGACUGGCACUGGCUAUGUUCCCCCUCACCUUCGUGCCGGUGCCGCUGGCUCUGGUUCUGCGCCUGCUCGCGAGACCUCUCGCGAUGCCCCUCCCCGCGAUGGCCCAUCUGCCGACCGAUGGAGCCGCCAGCCUCGCGAGGCUCCCUCCGCCCGACCUGAAGAGUCCAAGCCCGCCAGCAGCGGCAAGUGGGUGCCAAGGUGGAAGCAACAGCAGAGCUAA